Mizuhopecten yessoensis (Yesso scallop) is the source of this 2744-nucleotide messenger RNA. RefSeq lists its product as uncharacterized. The transcript is spliced from 12 exons. The record is from RefSeq and is a predicted model, not a curated record. Bases 15 to 2084 code for a protein of 689 amino acids. NCBI's taxonomy places the organism in Eukaryota, Metazoa, Mollusca, Bivalvia, Pectinida, Pectinidae.
UAUGUAACUUGUGAAUGGCUACAGCUACCAGUCUGCCAAGGACUUUUGUGUCUGUAUCUCAUGUGAUACUGCUCAGUGUACUGGUUACACAGAUUAGUGCUGUAAAAUAUUCCGAAUAUCUGUUACCAGGAGAAACAGGAAAAUUCAUUACUGAAACAUCAAGUGGGGAGGAGCAGCUGUGUCACAUCUGUCAAGACGAUUUACAGGAAUGUGUAAAUCAUGUCUGUCGAAGUCAGAACUCCCUGAAUGUGACUGCAACAUUUAUACCCUGGUGUUACUGUGGUCCAGUUGUAGGUUGUGAUCUACUACCAAGUUAUGCAUAUGGAGCAUACAGAUGUUGGCCCUUUGGACAAUGGAUUGGAACUGUUUAUCAAACAUGUAUACCGCAUUGUGAGACUGGCUUCCGUCUAAUCCAGGGCAAUGGGCUGAGAUGUGGGGAAGACAUGAGGUGGAAUGAGACAGUGGUGCCACCUAUAUGUACCAAUGAAAGUACUACUACAGCUCUGAAGAGUACACCAACCCCUUUUGAAGAAUCAGCGAAUGUCAGUUUUCCGCCAUCAGAUAAUGAAACAGAAGAUCAGGUUGAAGAGUCAUUUGAGCUCAGUCCAGUUGUGAUUGGACCAUUAGCUGGAGUUGUCUUUCUGGGUGUCAUGUUUGUUGUUGUUUGGUGGUGCUGCAAGUACAACAAAAGAUGUCAUAAGUGGCCUCAGAGAAAGUCGCCAGUAACAGAAUUAUCCAGUAUUGAGGCUGCUGGAGCAGACGUCUCUCUUGAGGUGAGCGAUGAGGAUGCAAUGCCUACCCCUUCCAACAGUACAACAGUAUCUGUCCAUACUUCAGAGAAUAGUGAACCUGAUGAAAGAGUUCCCCUCCUCCCCCUAGAAAUGCCCAUCAACAGUGGGGAGGAGGAGACCAUAGUGAAGGAAGUUGCAGAGCCAGAAGGAGAUCCCACAGAUUCUGCAAAAAGUUCUAAGGAGGCAGAGGACAGACCGGUUGUAGAUGAUAACAAGCCAUCAACUACAAACUCUUUCUCAUUGGCCAGUACAGACCUAACCAUCUCGUUUCCCUCCACUGACACCUCUAAGACAGGAACAGAGAUUCAGCAGGGCAGCAGUGAACUGGAACAAGUGCAGCAAACAGAUUCCCGAAAUUCAGCCGUUCGACCUGAGAAACAAAGUACUGAAAAUGUCUCUUUCUUAAGACCUGUUGGUGAUGGAGACUACACAGGUGAUGACAUUGUCUUACUGUCUGUUGAACCCCUGACAAUAAGUGAGCUUGAAGAACCAUUGGAAUCGAGAUAUGAGCCUGAUGGUGCUGAUUCCCUGAAUGUGGAUGCUCCUCGAGGAGAAAGUCAGAAGGGAGAGCAACAUGGCCCGGAAAGUCUGUCUACUCAUGUUACCGAAUCGCCUAACACACCUUUGAAACACCGUCAAGACCAAGGCUUCCAUGGGGAAAGGGCACAUGUUGCAGAAUUCACAUCUCCAACAUUUCAUCCUCAAGAAACGUGCGCUUCACCUGCAAUGGAGGCUGGUAACUAUUACCAAACACAUGAUCCUCACCAAGCUGGUGGACAUCACCAAAGUGAAGCCAGAGAGUGUGAGGAAAGUAGGGCUGGAAUUGAGUGUGAGGAAAGUAGGGCUGGAAUUGGAGCAUGUAUUUAUAACAGACUUGAGGCUUCUGAUGAUCAUCAGGGACACGAUAUAAUAGAUGAUGGUGAUUGUGUGACAUUUUGUGAUUUUCAAAAUGAAAGGAAUGCACUAGAAUUCUUCACCAGGUUAGAUAAAAUUUUGGUGAGCUGUACUGACGAAGAAAGGAACUGGUUUGGUGUCUCCAUGAGGAUUUUGUUGGGCAGGAUAACAGAUUUGGUUGAAACUCUAAAAGGAUUAACGAUAACCUUACGAAAUCCAGCUCCAGGGAGUGCCUACUUUGACUAUGUGAUUAAGCACUACUUCACGACCCAUGGUGUAAAGUUGGGACAAGUGUUAUAUUUCUAUACCAAGAUUCACCCACAAUACCAAAUCCUGCAGCUGUUCAAGAAGUACCACCCUAAAUGCCGUUACUGUGAGAAGUUUUAUGGAAAGUCAUGAUAUACGAUAAAAUAUAGGAAUAAAAUUUUAAGUUAGAAUAAAGUUGAAGGAAAGUGAAAGAUGUAUACUUGGAUUAAUAUAGUAUUUCACCUCUUUGGGGGUGAGAUAGGGAAUCUCAACCUGUCAGCUCCAUGUACAUACAUAUAUAAAAGUUACCAGAUGUUAGAGUGACCACUAAUAUCUGUAUCACAAAUUACGUUGUAAUACGCCCAUUUACAACCCCACUCAUGAUAGGUUCAAUUGUUUGUUUUGAAAAAUGUUCAAGGCUGGCUGAGGUGGGUCAGGUACAAUUCUUGUGUGAUUGUUUUUAUAGGAACGUCAAAUUUGACGUAAACUUUUGUUUGUCCAGCAAUCUCCUACUACAAUUCUUGUAUGUUUUUAGGUCACCUGAGCAAAGCUAUUCUGAUCGCUCUCCAUCCAUCGUCGUCCGUCGUGCGUAAACUUUUUGCAUUUUCGACUUCUUCUCAAGAACCAAUGAAUGAAAUUUGUUUCAAACUUGGUGAGAAUCAUCCUUAGUAGAUGAGGGUACAAAAUUGUAAUAUUGGGAUUCCUACCCCAACCCUAGGCACCCGGGGCCCAUAAGGGAAAAUUAAUAAAUAUUUCAAAAAUCUUCUCCUCCAGACUCAGAGGUACCACAGUCAAUUUCUCUGCAUUGAUUGA